Messenger RNA from Betta splendens (Siamese fighting fish), 2747 nucleotides. It is a transcript of the gene rapsn, whose product is annotated as receptor-associated protein of the synapse, 43kD. NCBI's taxonomy places the organism in Eukaryota, Metazoa, Chordata, Actinopteri, Anabantiformes, Osphronemidae. Gene Ontology annotation, molecular function: protein-membrane adaptor activity; acetylcholine receptor binding. The transcript has 8 exons. The coding region runs from base 1070 to 2329 and encodes 419 amino acids. Gene Ontology annotation, biological process: chemical synaptic transmission. The record is from RefSeq and is a predicted model, not a curated record. Gene Ontology annotation, cellular component: synapse.
UCGAACCAAAGACAUACAUACUACCGUUGUGAAUGGAGCGGUAGUAAAAGUGUUGAUUGUGUCCAUGGAGGGGAGGAGAACAGAAGGAGAGAAAGCUACUAUAGGCAGGCCACAACUUUGAUCCCAUUGAUGUGUUGCAGGAGGUUGUGCAGCUGAAACCCAAAGCCCAGUAACGUGUCAGACUUUGUGAACUAUUCUAAGUAUCAGUUGCUGACGCUGAUAUGAAGGGUGGGGGCUCCUAGGGCAACGUAUGUGCCUCUAUAAGAAGGAAAGGGAAAAACAGCCUUUACGAGAUCUGUUUGACAUACAGUUAAUUAAGUAGCACUGUUAAUAAUGUGAAACGAAGCUGUUAAUAGAGUCCAUAUCACAGUCUCACGUGAGAAUCAGAGAUAAAUCCAGUUGUCAAUGAACAUGUGUUUUUUUUUUUUCCAGCUCCCAGGGCUCCGCGUGUAAAAUGGCGAACGUUUGGACGGAGAGCGAGGUUUAGUGUGAAGGUAGAUUGCGAGGAGCUGCAGUGACCUUGGGACUGCUUGCUGAGGGCAGGACAGGAUUCCUGAAGGGGCACAUGGUCUAGAGUGACAAGGCCAUCUGCUGUAGCGCCAGCAGUAGAAGGAAGGUGGAGGGGGUCGUACACAGGGGUGCUGAGAAUUCCUUUAGCUGGGGCGUGGAGGGAGUAGAUAUUCUGGGAUACCGCUGCAAGCACUCUGCCGGGACACGCGUUUCUUUGGUGUUUUUCAAUAGGAAAUCUGCAGAACACGUUUUUGAACGCUUGAUGGUGAGAGGAGAUCAUCGCCGGGUGGAACGGGGAAGGUCUCGCUCUGACGCUCCAGCUCUCCACGUAGCCACUGGUGAUAAUGUUCUUGGUGUGUCGCCGUUUUACUUGGGUGGAUCCAGUUUCCUCUCAGCAAAGCUGGAGCUGAGAGAGCGGGAUCUGGUAGGCCUUCUGGCAGCCGCCUCUCGGAGGGGGAUCAUCUUCAAGGGAUCUUCUUUGGGUUUGUACUUUGCAUGGCAAGGAUCUACUUUCCUGCUGCCUCACCCAAAUUGCAUGGCCUAAACGAAUGAAUAUUUUAUGAGGCGCCUUGCACCAGAGAUGGGCCAGGACCAAACCAAGCAGCAGAUAGAGAAGGGCCUGAAAUUGUAUCAGUCCAAUCAGACAGACAAAGCACUGCAUGUGUGGACAAAAGUGUUGGAGAAGACCUCGGAUCCUGGAGGGAAGUUUCGGGUUUUGGGCUGCCUGAUCACAGCUCACUCAGAGAUGGGAAAAUACAAAGACAUGCUCAAGUACGCCCUCGAUCAAAUUGACACAGCCAGAGAAAUGGAGGAUCCCGACUACCUGACGGAGGGAUACCUGAACUUGGCUCGCAGCAACGAGAAGCUGUGCGACUUCCAGAAAACGGUGUCCUACUGUAAGACCUGCCUAAACAUGCAGGGCACCACCGUGAGCCUGCAGCUCAACGGCCAGGUGUGCCUCAGCAUGGGCAACGCCUUCCUGGGCCUCAGCGUGUUCCAGAAGGCGCUGGAGAGCUACGAGAAGGCCCUGCGCUACGCCCACAACAACGACGACAAGAUGCUGGAGUGCAGGGUGUGCUGCAGCCUGGGAAACAUCUACGUGCAGCUCAAGGACUAUGAGAAAGCUCUUUUCUUCCCCUGCAAAGCAGCUGAGCUCGUCAAUGACUACGGCAAGAGCUGGAGCCUCAAGUAUCGAGCCAUGAGCCAGUACCACAUGUCUGUAGCCUACAGGAAGCUGGAGCGCCUGCCAGACGCCAUGGAGUGCUGCGAGGAAUCCAUGAAGAUUGCCCUGCAGCAUGGCGACCGCCCGCUCCAGGCUCUGUGCUUGCUAAACUUCGCAGACAUACACCGCUGCAGGCGCGACGUUGACAAAGCAUUCCCUCGCUACGAGUCGGCGCUGUGCAUCAUGACCGAGAUUGGAAACCGCCUUGGACAAGCGCACGUCUGCCUGGGCGUCGCUAAGGGCUGGCUCCUGCAGAAGGAAUAUGACAAGGCUCUGGAGUCUUUGCAGCGAGCUCAGGAGUUAGCGGAUGGAAUGGGAAACAAGCUGUGCACGCUGAAGGUUCACUGCCUGAGCGAGGGCAUUUAUCGAAGCCAAGGGCAACAGGAGGAGCUCAGAGAGCAGGUGGUCAAGUUCCUGCAGUGCGUGGAGGAGCUGGAGCUCUACUGCGGCAUGUGUGGGGAGUCCAUUGGCGACAGAGACCAGAAGCUGCAGGCUUUACCCUGUUCCCACAUUUUCCAUCUAAAGUGUUUGCAGACGAACGGGACGAAGGGCUGUCCUAAAUGUUUCAAGUCCUCCAUGAAGCCUGGAUUCGUGUGAUUGUGAGACCGUGUUGCUGCGUUGGAUGUGCAGACACAGCGUGACGCCGCACGGCCUCCUGACUGAUCUGAGAGCAGCAGGGACUCUCAGGAUGUGCUGAGGACGUUCAGGGACUUCACGGCUCUGUGCAGAGGAUGCUGAUAUGAGCGCAGCGUUCAGAAUGCAGCCGUGAAGACGCGAUGAAGGUAUUUGUCUUAUUUCCAGACUUCUGUCUGUGAGUGAAGCCGACAGAGGAGGCAGAACUGACGGUUUCGUAUUUUAACGUGAGCUGAAGGAACGGCCCACGUUGAUUCUGACAGCCGGCCUUUUGUUCAGAGCGAUGAAGCGUCCAAAGAGCAUUUAUAUCUUAGCGAAUCGUAUUUGCUGUUUUAUGCGUUAGACUUCUUUAAUAAAAUCUAGACAAUCUGUGGAACAGGAA